Molecule: messenger RNA, 1488 nt
Organism: Tilletiopsis washingtonensis
Lineage: Eukaryota; Fungi; Basidiomycota; Exobasidiomycetes; Entylomatales
Exons: 5
Coding region: 112-1284 (390 amino acids)
Biological process (GO): regulation of DNA-templated transcription
Cellular component (GO): RSF complex
Source: RefSeq, a predicted model, not a curated record
CGACCUCUCACGACCUCCCGCCGCCGCCGUUCUUCUCCACACUGUCGCGCUUGCGGCUCGCUGCUCUUCGCUCGCGCACACGACACCGUCUGCGUUCCGCCGCGAGCAGCCAUGGCGCCGCCGCGCCGUGCCGCCGCCGUGGCCGCCAGCACGCUGCUCUCCUCCGCCUCUUCCUCCUCUCUCGCCUCCUCACAGCCGUCCUUCUCGGCGCCCGCCGCCGCCUCCGCCGCUGCAGCCGGGCCCUCUGCGGCGCGUGCGCCGCGCAAUGCGCCGCCGCCGGCCGCCGUCGAGCCGCCGCUGAGCCCCGUCGUGCGCCGCCUGCGCCAGAUGUGGACGUUUGCGGCCGUGUGUCAGUUCAUGUUCACCUUCGACGAGGCCUUUGGCGUCAGUGGCUUCGAGACGGAGGCGCUCGAGCGCGAUCUGGAUGGCUCCGAGACGGCCGUCAUUCCAGACCUCAUGCGCCGGCUGCUCUACACACUCACGCUCGACAAGACGAUUGACACGUCGAAUUGGGAGCACCACCUGCGGCGACAGUACCUGAUGCGUGCGCCGGACGUGAAUCCGUUCGGCACAGCCGAGGCGCCGCUCUCCUGGGCUGCGCUCUCGCUCACCAACAAGGUCCUUGCGUUGCAUAGCCUGUGCGAGUGGCAGCUCGUCGACGCAGAACGCUUCCGCAAGCUCGUCAAGAGCGAGGAGGAGCCAGAGCUUUGGGUGCGUCUCGCUGUCGUGCACAUGUGUGGUGCGCUGUUCACGCUUGCCUCUAGCGCAUCGACCCGAUCGGCUGGGAUGGGCAGGAGAACACGUACUGGCUGUUUGAUGACAACCGGCUGUGGGUGCAGCACCCGCCGCCGGCGCCCAAGCCCAAGCCGCGCUCGCGGGUCGUGCCCAAGAAGGGCUCCAAGCGCGCGCGCGUCGAGGCAGCGCGUGCUCGGAAAGCGGCGCCCACCAAGAGCGAGGCGCCGCCACGCGGCACGAAGCGCGCUCGUGGUGCGGCGAGCGAGACGAGCCCGCCGGCGAAGCGGGCGCGCGGCGAGUCGGGAGGCCUGCCAAGGAGAGGCACGCGAGGAUCCGCAGCGGCGAGUAGCACGCCGGCGAAGCGCACGCGCGGGAGCGCGGCGGCUGCUGCGCCCACGAGCGCACGCUCGUCGCGCAGACUACGUGGGCCUGCAGAGGCGCAAGUCGACGAGGGCGACUGGGAGGAGGUGCCGUCGGGCAUCCUGGAGUCGGACUCGGAGCUCUCGGAUCUGUCAGAGCCGCCGGAUGAGGGCGAUGGCGGGGCGCUGAAUGGAGAACAGGCCGAGGAAGAGGAGGUCAAGCCCGAAGCGCCAGAAGCGAGUGCAGGCGACGCACGCUCUAAUGGCGACCAUGCCGUGCAUGAUGCCGCGGACGACGUCAAGACAGACGAGGCCGACACUGUCAUUCACGAUGCGGCGCCCAAUGGCGACGCGGCGAAGCACGAGGCGGCAGAGCCCAUCGAGGAGGAUCUCA